Messenger RNA from Rubroshorea leprosula, 4435 nucleotides. The record is from the annotation of a GenBank genome assembly. NCBI's taxonomy places the organism in Eukaryota, Viridiplantae, Streptophyta, Magnoliopsida, Malvales, Dipterocarpaceae.
CACAGUUUUAUCUGCCACACGACCAAAAAAGGAGAUUUUGGAAGAUUCAAACUAGCAAGAUGUCAUGAGAGCGAGAGCAUCAGUGAGAGAGCGAGGGCCGGAGAGGGCGACCGGCAGCAGAGAACGAGGACAGUGGACAGCACAGCGAUAUGAGGGGUUUCAACGUGAGAGCAGGAAACAGCCAAGAGAGAACUAUGGGGGUUUUGAGAAAAGGAUCUACAACCAAGCAAUUCCUUUCUUUUUCACAAAUUUCCCAGAUGAAUGGUCUUUUGAACAGAUGUGGAGAACUUUCAACAGAUUGCGAGAGGGCAGGGUUAUAGAAAUUGAAUGUCCCAAAAAGAGAGACCGCAUAGGGAGAAGAUUUGGUUUCGUCAGGUUCUUGGAGGUGAAAGACGCUGAACAACUGGAGAGGAAGCUAAACCAAAUUCAGAUCGGGGGGUUCAAUCUCCAAGCUAACAAACCCCGUUUUGAGAAGUCAGGUUACCAGAACCAACAACAAAGAAAUAUGGGAAAGAGGAGGCCGAAUGUGGCCACGUCCAAUGCAGGAACUAAAAGGAAUCUGACUUAUGCAGAGAUAGUCAAAGGAAACAAUGUAGAUUACCAAAGUAUGGGACUCAAUGAGGGACAAUACCACGAUGCAAAUAUCAGAGAGCAAAGCAAAAGGCUCAGAGCGAAUGAUCAAACGAAGUGGAGAUGGAAACCAAAACAGAAACCUCAAGCUUGGUCAGGAAUGGAGUUUAAUGUGAAGCAAAAUGAGUAUGGGUGGCUGGAGAAAUGCUUCGUAGGAACAGUUCGCUCGGUAACUUUGAUUCCAACUUUGCAAGAAAAAUUCUUCAUGGAAGGAGUUUUCUUCUGCAAAAUCAGAGCAAUGGGUGGUAGGUUGGUCUUGAUGGAAGGACAUGAUUAUGAAGAUUUGAAAGACCUUAUUGAAACUGGCCAAGAGUGGCUAGGACAAUGGUUUGAGGAAAUCAAACCAUGGAAACCGACGAUAGUUGCAUCGGAAAGGUUUGCAUGGAUUAGGUGUUUGGGUCUACCUUUACAUGCAUGGAAACCGGAAUUUUUCCAAUCUUUUGGAAGUCUUUGGGGCACUUUUGUUUCGCUGGAUGACAGUACCAGUGGGAAAAUACGUCUCGAUGCCGCCAGAUUUCUAAUAGCAACACCGUUGUCGGAAUUCAUCUCAAAGUCCUUAACCAUAAAGAUAAAUGGGGUCCUGUACAAGGUAAAAUUUUCAGAGGAGGAGUCCAACAAUGGUCUAUACAUAAUGAAUUCAGAUUUCAAGUUAAAGGGGGGUAAGGAGCAUGAAGAUAAAUGGUUAGCAGAAGCUUCUGAAGAGGAUUCAGAUCAGUAUUCGGGUGAUAUAGAAUCCGAACAAGUUCAGGGUGAUGAAGAAGAUGAUGACAUGGCAUCAGAUCUACAUGUUCCGGAGACAGAACUAGAAGAUGAGGCAAGAGAAAUAGACACGAGGGCACACUUGAUAGAAGAUGAGGCUUCAGUGACAGGGGGACCGGAUGAAUGUUUUCAAAAGGCAAACGAGAUUACAACGGGUGGGAAGGAAGGCUCAACAAGAAAACAUUUAAUGAUUGCUGGGCUCGAGGAAGAGAGGAGCGGAAUGGGAGCAGAGUUGGACGUCAGCGAGGAAAACAUCGGGAACAGGGAGUUUUUCAAAAAGGGGGCAGAGAAGGAAGCUUCACAAGUAAACAUAUCAGAGUUUGCAACGGACAAGACUAUAGCUGCUGUUGAAGAGAGGCAAAGGAAAGAGGGAGAAGAAAUUGAGCUGAUUGGGCCGGCAAAGAAAUUGAAUUCGAAGGAUGGGAGAAACGGGCCUAAGGAAGAUGGGCCAUACUAUGAAGAAUUAAUCUCAUUAUCUUUGGGUAAUGUUAAUGGGCCAAACAAUGAAGAACCAAACCCAACUUCUUUGAGAAAGCCUUCCAAAAUGGUCAAAAAGGCAGCUACCCACGUGAGGACCGAAAAGGAAGACAGUUUCUGGAAAUAUAUGGCCGACGAUGCAGGGGAGAUGCCGAACUGGACCAAAAAGGGGGAGGAAAAAAAGAAGAAGCAGCAGAAACGAAGAGUGAAGACCUGCAGAUCAGUCUACAUGCAGUCAGGCGGACUUAAGGGUUUUCAGCUACAGAAAAAUAAGAAAGGAAAGAGGGCGGUGACGGAAAACAUGGCACAGGAGGGGGUUAGGAGGAUGUGGGAAGAAGAGGUACGAGAACUGGUGAUAAAACACAGGGUAGAGGUUUUGUUUUUGAAAGAAACAAAAAUGGAAAUAGUUGAUAGAAAAUUAUGUAGAAAGCUUUGGGAUGCAGAUAACAUGGAAUGGGUGGCUAAAUCAGCUGCAGGAGCCUCGGGAGGAUUAAUUAUCAUCUGGAAUAGUGAUAUAAUCAAGAAGAUGGAUGUCUUUGAAGGGGAGGGGUUUAUAGGAAUCCUCGGGUUAUGGGGACCAAAUCAACAUCCAUGGGGUGAUUUUAAUGCCAUCAAAAGUUCUCAGGAAAGUAAGGGGGGUAAGAAUGCGAGGAGAGACAUAAAGGGUUUUGCAGAGUUUAUUGUAAUGAAUGGCUUGCAGGAUCUACCUCUGCUGGGAAGGAAGUAUACAUGGUACCAACCAAAUGGCCGAUGCAUGAGUCGCCUAGAUAGACAUGGUUUCAGCAAAAUGGAAGGAGUUAGAAAUUCAAGGCUGGGGAGGAUUCAUUUUAAAGGAGAAGCUGAAGAUGCAAAGGACUUUCUCCGAGUGUGGUCAAAGUCCAAUAUACAGGAAGUGGACAGAAAAAUUGAGAAAUCUAGAAAGGAGAUAAACAGAGUUGAUGGCAAAGGAGAAACAAGCAAUCUGUCAAAUGAAGAUAUUAUUUUCAAGAGCUCUCAUUACACUGAGUUGCUAAAGAAUAUGCAGAUAAAAGAAGAGAUGGCUCAACAGAAAGCUCGGAAAACUUGGCUGAAAUCAGGAGAUGCUAACACCAGUUUUUUCCACAAAUGCAUCAAAGGGAGAUGGCGUAGAAACGAAAUAAAUGUAAUUUCGGUAGAAGGCAAAGAGCUAAGACAAGUUGAAGACAUAAAGCAGGGUGUUAUGAAGUAUUUUGCUAACUUAUUCUCUGAUGAGGGAUGGCAAAGACCGACUUUAGAGGGGCUAAGUUUCAAAUCUAUUUCAGAGGAGGACAGAAGCAUGCUCAUUGAACCUUUUACAGAAGAAGAGGUAAAAGCGGCGGUAUGGAAUUGCGACAGCACCAAAGCACCAGGACCGGAUGGUUUUACUUUUGGCUUUAUAAAAAAUGAAUGGGAGGUGAUUAAAGCAGAUAUCAUGGUCUUCCUCAAGGAUUUUCACACAAAUGGAAGGAUGGUAAGGGGUUCUAAUGCUUCUUUCCUGGUUUUGAUACCGAAGAAAGAGAAUCCUCAAGGCAUUGAAGAGUAUAGACCCAUUUCCUUAAUUGGCUGCAUGUAUAAGAUUCUUGCCAAAGUGUUAGCAAACAGACUCAGCAGAGUAUUAAACACAAUUAUAGGGGAGAAUCAAUUUGCUUUCAUCGAAGGAAGACAACUGGUUGACAGUGUUGUUGUGGCAAAUGAGGCAAUUGAUGAGGUGAGGAAGAGAAAAUCCCAGUGUUUUGUAUUCAAGAUUGACUUCGAAAAGGCAUAUGAUAAGGUAAUCCGCGAGCUCGAUAAAAUUAGGAAAAAUUUCUUAUGGGGUGGAGUUGGGGAAGGUAGAAAGAUAGCUUGGGUAGCAUGGGAGAGGGUCUGCUGCGGAAAAAAAGAGGGAGGGUUAGGAGUGAAAAAUCUUAGAUGGUUCAAUAUGGCAUUGCUCGGGAAAUGGUGGGGGAGAUUAAUAGGGGGAGAUAAGGGGUUGUGGUCGAGGGUGCUGCUAGAAAAAUAUGGUGGCAAAGGAGGAAAUUGGUUGUCAUGGAUGAAAGAGGGUAAAGGAAUAGGAUCGCCAUGGUGGAAUGAUAUUUGCAAAUUGAAUAUAGGAUUAGACAAAAACUGCAGCAUAUAUGAUCGAGGUUAUUGGUCUGAUGGACGCUGGUGCUGGAGAUUCCAAUGGAGAAGAUCAACUAGAGCAUGGGAGGAGGAAAAACUACAACAGUUGAUUGGGACCAUAAAUCACAUAAAACCAGUGCAGAACGUUAAAGACACCUGGAGAUGGAGGCCUGACAAUGAAGGAAACUACACCACAAGGUCAGCUUACGAGCAGUUGGCAAAGAAAGAGGAAAGUACACUGUUGGAGUACAAAAAUAUAUGGAGUGCGCAAGUCCCUUCAAAAGUGGCAGCUUUUUCAUGGCAAAUGCUUCUUGAUAGAAUUCCCACAAAGGCCAACUUGGCAAAGCGGGGCAUUAUGGAUGACAACCAAGGGGAUCUUGUUGUUUGACCCACUUCCUGGAUGUAAUUUGUUUAUUGAUGUCAAUGGGUUUGAGUACCCCUUGUACUCACUUAAUAAAUUUCUUUUUGCUUU